This is a messenger RNA of Phascolarctos cinereus (koala), 6687 nucleotides long. RefSeq names its product lysine demethylase 3A (gene KDM3A). Gene Ontology annotation, cellular component: histone deacetylase complex; chromatin. Gene Ontology annotation, molecular function: histone H3K9 demethylase activity; chromatin DNA binding; transcription coregulator activity. NCBI's taxonomy places the organism in Eukaryota, Metazoa, Chordata, Mammalia, Diprotodontia, Phascolarctidae. The record is from RefSeq and is a predicted model, not a curated record. Gene Ontology annotation, biological process: regulation of transcription by RNA polymerase II.
ACUCACUCCGCCCUCUCUCUGAGUACGCCUUCACCUCACUAGCUAUGUGACAAAUCACCUCUUUAAGCCACUACUUUUUUCAGGGCAAAUUACCUAAUUUUCGUGUAUGGUAAAACUUUGAUGCUGUUCUAAUUUUCAUGUUUCUUUAUAUUAGUGAUUUGGAACAGUUUUUCACAUAACCAUUAAUAGUUUGCAAUUCUUCUUUUGAGAAUUGUUUGUUAAAGUUUACAUCCUUUAACUAUUUAUCCACUGUAGAAUGCCUCUUGGUCUUUUUUGUUCUGGUUCUCUUUGUAAACAUGGGUAGCAGACCCUUUGAAGAGAUAUUUAAAUCUAACAUUAUUUCUCCUGACCCUUUAUAGAGGGAUUUGAUUCCAAAAUUAUUUUUCCUUAAUGAACACUUGUCAUUCCCUUAUUAUUCUAAUGGCAUUGUGUGUCCAAAAAGUUUUUAAUUAUAUAUAACUGAAAUUAUCCAUUUAUCUUCUCAUGAUCAGCUUUAUCCCUUGUUUGGCUAAGAACUCUUCCCCCUAGCCAUAAAUAUAAAAGGUACUUUAUCAAGUUCUCUUUUAAUUUUAAUGUGUGACUUUUGGUAUUUAUUAAUAUUCUAUAAUAUUCAUUUUGAGCUCAUGAUGGUAUAUGGUAUAAAAUGUAGGUCUAAACUUAAGUUUCUGCCAGAUUCUCUUAACAGUUUUCCCAGGAGUUUGUUAAACAGGGAGGUCUUCCCCAAGUAAUUUGCACUCAUGGGUUUAUUAAACACUAGGUUAUUUUUUCUGAUUCUUCUCUUGGUUGUGUUGUACCAGAGAGUUUUGCUGAUUAGUACUUUAUAUUUAAUGAGACAUAAGGUCUUCUAAUACAACCGUUGACGCCAAUCCGUAAACUACGCCCACGACAGCAGCCUACUGGCGGCAGGACCAUGCCUCUUUCCUUUGUCCUUCAAAGUCAACUCCUUCCCAAGUUGGCCACCAUUUCCUUAUCCACCUGCUCCCCCAUCCCUUCACCACUCCUGCCCAAUCCAAGUCUUCCCAGGAUCUCGCCUUUCUGCGUCGGCCAACAAGCAGACAUUGCACGAAACAGACUCAAGUACGCACUACUCUGCCCUUCAAACAACGCAGGCCCCUCCUGGGUUUGGCCAUUCUUCAUUUCGCUCAAGAUGGCGGGCCGUACACGUUCCAAGACCAGAAGGCUCCGUGUGCGCCUGCGCGCCAGACGCCACCUGGCUCAGCAGCCUCCGCUCUCGUCUCUGCCCCGCCCUCGCGAGCCCGGUGCCCUUGCGCUGGGCCCGCCCCUCCCGAUCAGACUCACUCCGCCCUCUUUCUGAGUACGCCUGGAACCGCACGUAGAACUCUUCCCUCAGCUGCUUUCCCUCCCCCCAGAUCCUUCCGCCCCCUGUAAGGCGCGUCCUUGAUCGUACAGAGCAAAAGGGAUUAGCCCCUAAAACUUUACAGGUGAUUCUUCCCUGGGGGUACCACGACUUCCUUUUCUGCUUUCCACAAAGUUGAGCGCUUCUGUGGCGGGAACUUCUUUACAUAGUCCACGGGCCCCCGUUGGGAAAGAAUAGGCCGCCGGCGGAGGGAUCUUUCUGCCUCCGCGCAGUCAGUCUGACGGAGGAGGGGGGGUCGUACUGGAGUUGGGGAGGGAGGGGGCGGGAGGGACGCGAAGGGGGGGUGGGGGAGCCAAGGAAUUGUUUUCCCCUUCGCCACGCCUCUGGAUUCACGACCAGUAGCAGGAGCCGACUCUCCCCGAGGCCCCGCCCAUCCCCCUCGCGCCGGCCAAUCAGCGGCGGCAGCGGCUGGAGGGGGCGGGCACGGGCUCUGUGCGUGUCUGGCUAGAGCGUUUGGACCGAGCCGGAGGGAGCUCACGGUCGGAGGCGCCGCCGUCCGCGGAGCAGGAGUGCUGACUGAGCGGCCCAGCCUCGGGCGCCGGGGCUAGCCGGCAGCGCACGGCCCGCAGGGGCCGCCGAGGAGGGCGAGAGUGCGGGACACCGGCCGGGCGGCGGCGGCCGAGCCCGAGCCAAGCCCGCGCCCCGCACGCGCCCCGCACACGCCCCGCACACGCCCGCCCCCGACAUGGUGCUCACGCUCGGAGAAAGUUGGCCGGUGCUGGUCGGGAAGAGGUUCCUGAGCGUGUCGGCCUCCAAGGAGUGCGGGGGCAGCGGCCACAGCUUCGACGUGGAGCGCGUGGACGAGUGGCCCUGGGUGUCGGGCACUAUCCGGGCCGUGUCCCACAUCGAUGUGACCAAGAAGGACCUGAAGGUGUGUGUGGAAUUUGAUGGAGAAUCAUGGAAGAAGAGAAGAUGGAUCGAAGUAUAUAGCCUUCAAAGGAAGGCCUUUUUAGUGGAACAUAACCUGGUUUUGGCUGAGCGGCAGUCGGCUGAGAUUGUGCAGUGGCCUGCAAUACUGUACAAAUCCUUAUUGGAUAAGGCUGGUUUAGGACCCGUCACCUCCAUCCGUUUUCUUGGAGAAAACAGAAGAGUAUUCAUUUCUAAAGACCUUCUGAAGCCUAUACAGGAUGUAAAUGGCCUUCGACUUUCUCUUAUGGAUCAUCAGAAUAUCAGUAAAGAAUUUCAAGCCUUGAUUGUGAAACAUUUAGAUGAAAGCCAUUUAUUACAAGGUGACAAAAACUUAGUUGGUUCAGAAGUAAAAAUUUAUAGUUUGGAUCCAUCUACCCAGUGGUUUUCGGCAACUGUUGUCAAUGGCAAUCCAACCUCAAAAACACUCGAAGUGCGCUGUGAAGAGAUUCCAGCUCUAAAAAUUGUUGAUCCAGCACUGAUUCAUGUUGAAGUUGUACAUGACAGCCUUGGGAAUUGUGGAAAAGCUAAGAGAGUGAAUGCCGUGAAACGAAAGUCUUCUGAGAGCAAAGGAGGCCUGGAGUCAAAGCAUCCUCGACCCGGCUCAGAGGCGUCGUGCAGUCCGGGUGCUGUGCAGUCUGUUCCCUCGACAGGCCUUAGGGAGGUGCUCCCUGCGUGCACUGCGACAACUCCAGCUAGCAAGAACCUCAGGCAGAGCACUCCUCGGGCAGCUAAUUCUCCACCAAGUGUUGGAGCGAAAUCUCCUCAAGGAGAUCAUGCACAGAGUUUACCCGAAGGAUUUUCUUCUUGUCUGAACAUACAGACAGAGACACCAGGAAAGAGCACAGACCUGGAGGCACUUUGUCAGCAGCCAGCCAAAGCUGGAACAGGGGACUUAAAACACCCGAGCGAACCCAGAGUGAAGUAUACUCAGCUGAAGACUCUGAGCCGACUUCCUUUGCCCAGCACACAAAGUUAUAAUGACAGUGACAAGAAAACCCCGGUCGAGUCCUUGGUCAAAACCCCUGUGGAUCUCCUUUUGGAGGACUUACCGCAGCCCACCCAGCGGCCGCAGGAGCCUUCCCAGGAAGGACUGGAGGCAGCAGAGACUGCUGAAUUGCAGAAGCACCUGGACUGUAAACCUUCCACGUCGGAGGUAUGCGCCGCCCUCAGCAGCGAGCCUGCAGCCAGAGCCCCUCCGACCAGCCAGCCAAAUAGUGCUGAGGGCGGGGAUCCUGAAAACUCUUCCUUUGUAUGUUCUUCCCUCUGGGGGAGUUCCAAAGAGAUUGCCCCCAGUGUGAGACAUGAGAAUGACAGCUGGCACGCAGGAAGUGGCAGCAAAGUCCAGAAUGUCACUGCUCGGAAAUCAGUGUUGAUGGACCCAGCCAAGGUCAAGAAAUUGCAGCAAAGUGGUGAAGCCUUUGUACAGGAUGGCGCCUGUGCAGCUAUUACUGCGAAUCUGUCCAAGUGCCGUGAGUGCCGUUUGGAUAGCUACCGCAAGGACAAGGACUCCCCUGUCUUUUGCAGAUUCUUUCACUUCAGGAGGUUACAAUUUAACAAACAUGGUGUGUUGCGGGUGGAAGGCUUCUUGACUCCAAACAAGUAUGAUAUGGAAGCCAUUGGCUUGUGGUUGCCUUUGGCCAAAAAUGUGGUGGGUACUGAUUUGGAUACUGCAAAAUAUAUCCUCGCCAACAUCGGAGACCAUUUCUGUCAGAUGGUGAUAUCUGAAAAGGAGGCGAUGUCAACCAUCGAGCCACACAGACAAGUUGCUUGGAAACGUGCUGUUCGAGGCGUUCGAGAAAUGUGUGAUGUGUGUGACACUACAAUCUUUAACUUGCACUGGGUAUGCCCUCGCUGUGGGUUUGGGGUGUGUGUGGACUGCUUCAGGAUGAAGAAAAAAAAUGUCCAACAAGGUGGUACAUACAAGACAUUCUCCUGGCUCAAGUGUGUGAAGAGUCAAAUCCAUGAACCAGAAAGCCUCAUGCCCACACAGAUCAUUCCCGGGAAAGCUCUGUAUGAUGUGGGAGAUAUCGUUCACUCUGUAAGAGCAAAAUGGGGAAUAAAGGCAAACUGUCCUUGUUCCAGUCGACAAAUCAAACUCCUCACCAAGCCAGCCCCGAAGGAGGACACGAGACAGAAUUCUUUAGCUGGAGAAAAGCUGAGUCUAGGAACAGCCCUCCAGCGAAAUAACUGUGUGUUGGACCCAGCAAAUGGGAGCUGUGACCCUGCUACAAAGCCAAGCUGUGGCACCAAGCCCGUCUGUCCACUUAGUUCUCCUUUAAACUGGCUAGCUGACUUAACCGGUGGCAAUGUUAACAAGGAAAACAAGGAGAAACCACUCACAAUGCCAACUUUAAAAAAUGAAAACAAAUCUCUCCAGUCUCUACCCACCUUGACUAAACUUCCUACUGUUCUACACACCUUUAACAGCACAAUAUUAACCCCUGUAAGCAACAACAGCUCUGGUUUUCUCCGGAAUCUGCUGAACUCUUCUGGAGGGAAGACUGAAAAUGGCCUCAAGAACACACCAAAAAUCUUGGAUGACAUCUUUGCUUCGUUGGUUCAGAAGACGACUCCGUGUGACGCCCCUAAGAGACCUCAAGGACUGGUUAUCAAGCCCAGCAUUUUGGGAUUUGAUACUCCUCACUACUGGCUGUGCGAUAACCGCUUGCUGUGUCUACAGGAGCCCAACCAUAGGAAUAACUGGAAUGUCUUCAGGGAGUGUUGGAAACAGGGACAGCCCGUGAUGGUGUCUGGAGUGCAUCACAGACUGAAUGCAGAGCUAUGGAAACCUGACUCCUUCCGGAAGGAGUUUGGAGAGCAGGAGGUAGAUCUAGUCAACUGCAGAACUAAUGAGAUCAUUACAGGAGCCACAGUAGGAGAUUUCUGGGAUGGAUUUGAAGAUAUCCCAAGCCGCCUGAAAAAUGACGAGGAACCGAUGGUACUGAAACUUAAGGACUGGCCUCCAGGAGAAGAUUUCAGAGACAUGAUGCCUUCUCGGUUUGAAGAUUUGAUGACAAACAUCCCAUUGCCUGAGUACACCAGGAGAGAUGGCAAACUGAAUUUGGCCUCCAGAUUACCGAACUAUUUCGUGCGUCCAGAUCUGGGUCCCAAGAUGUAUAAUGCUUAUGGGUUAAUCACACCAGAAGACAGGAAGUACGGAACCACAAAUCUUCAUUUAGAUAUAUCUGAUGCAGCUAAUGUAAUGGUGUAUGUGGGCAUCCCUACCGGACAGCUCGAUCAGGAAGAUGAAGUACUUAAAACUAUCCAAGAUGGAGACUGUGAUGAACUCACAAUAAAGCGGUUUAUUGAAGGAAAAGAGAAACCAGGAGCUCUUUGGCACAUUUUUGCUGCUAAAGACACUGAGAAGAUCCGAGCCUUCCUUAAGAAGGUCUCGGAAGAACAAGGUCAAGAAAACCCUGCUGAUCAUGACCCCAUUCAUGACCAGAGCUGGUAUCUGGACCGCCCACUCAGAAAGCGUCUCCACCAAGAGCACGGCGUUCAGGGCUGGGCCAUCGUGCAGUUUCUGGGGGAUGUGGUCUUCAUCCCCGCAGGUGCCCCGCAUCAGGUUCAUAACUUAUACAGCUGCAUAAAAGUGGCAGAAGACUUUGUUUCUCCAGAGCACGUCAAACACUGCUUCUGGCUCACUCAGGAAUUUCGCUAUCUGUCUCAGACACACACUAACCAUGAAGAUAAGCUACAGGUGAAGAAUGUGAUCUACCAUGCCGUGAAAGAUGCGAUUGCAAUAUUAAAAGCCAGCGAAUCUGGCUUCAGCAAACCUUAAAAUCCAGAACCUAACUGGAACUGACCUACUGGCAGCUGUUGGGAGUUGACCUUCUGAAUCUCUGUGGACUUGGAAUUCACGUUACCUCAUCCUCCUUUUUAAGUAGUGCCUGACUUGAGAAGGUACUUUGUCUAAUGUACAUUUCUAGUGUUUACAAACACUCAGUGUGUAUAUGUAGUGACUGUCCACUGAUCCCUUGGCAUUUUAAAACUGGGACUUCUCACCUGCUACCGAGUUUUAAACCAAACUGCAAGAUUACCUCUUACUGAGCUCUGGAAACCGCCUACAACUGGUCCCCGCCUGUCUGUGAGCUGACUGUCAAAAUGGAUUUGUAACUACUGUUAGGAGUCUUUGGGGGGGGGAGCAUAUCUUGUUUUAUGAAUGUUUGGGGACUUUUCCCCUUUGAGUCCAGAGGAGGAGCCAAGAAUACAGUGGCUGAUGCAGUUCUUAAUGCAUUACCAUAGGACUUGCAUUAAGCAACAGCUAAAAAAAAAAAAAAAGAAUCUACUGUACAAUUCAUAGGAUUAACCAUCUUUAAGCAAAUGAAAUCUAAUUUAAUUGAGGCUUUGCUAAUUUCUAAGUGUUAAAGCAUUUUACAUUAAACAAUAUUCAUUUAAUA